Closterium sp. NIES-67 is the source of this 3069-nucleotide messenger RNA. NCBI's taxonomy places the organism in Eukaryota, Viridiplantae, Streptophyta, Zygnematophyceae, Desmidiales, Closteriaceae. The record is from the annotation of a GenBank genome assembly.
GGCGUGGUGCUCUGCAUGUCUGGUAAGUGAGGUAAGGAGGAGCAUGGGAGCAUGUGUGCAGUUCACUCCCUUAGCGGCAGCACCCACUGUGGUUCUGGCUUGUGGCUCGGGUGUGGUCAGUGGAAAGUGUGUGGCACGGCAGUCGGUGCUCAAGUUCCCAAACUGGCGUAUCGUAUAAUGGAACCGGCCAGAGCCGUGCGCGCCGGCUCUGGUUGGGAGUCCCCUCCUACGACGCUUUCGUAAGCGGAAUUUGAGUCUUGGGCCGCCCGUGCACUUUCCACUGCCCCUCCUCGCACCACAAGGCAGAGCCAUGGGGGGUGCUGUUUCCGAAAGGGAAUUCAACCGCCCUCCCCUGUCUUUCUCUCAUGUUGCCUUGGAGCUUCACCCCCUUACUGAGAGAGAGCACAGUAUGGGGGGCUGCAACCCCCAGAGUAAGAUGAGGGAGCGGCGAUGCAACUGUCGCCUGAGUAAGUUGAGUGAGUGGCAGGGAGAGAGGGGAAUGGGGGCCUGAAACCCCCAGGGUGAGCUGAUUGAAGCUGGUUGAGGGGCACUGGAGGGCGGCGGCAUCUACUACAACCAGAGUAAGUUGGUUGAGAGGGAGAGGAGAAAGCGGGCCUGAACCCCCCUGAGUAAGUUGAGUGAGAGGGAGAGGAGAAAGGGGGACUGAACCCCCCUGGGUAAGUUCAGUGAGGGGCAACGGAGGGGGGCUGAACCCCCUCCCCCACGGGGUAGGUGGAGUGAGAGGGAUUGGAGGAAGGGGGGCUGAAACCCCCAGAGUAAGUUGAGUAAGUGGCGGAAGAGGGGCGGUGAAAACCCCAUGGUUGAGAGCAAGGCAGUGAGCGGGAUUGAACCCGCAUUGGGGGUUUCAGACCCCGAGUUACGAGGUGAGGCAUGGGAGGGGGUUUCAUACCCCGAGUUACAAGGUGAGGCAAGGGAGGGGGUUUCGGACCCCAAGGUACAAGGCGAGGCAAGGGAGGGGGUUUCAGACCCCAAGUUACGUGAGGCCAGGGGGGGGUUUUCAGACCCCAAGUUACAAGGUGAGGCAAGGGAGGGGGUUUCAGACCCCAAGUUAAAAGGUGAGGCAAGAGAGGGGGUUUCAUACCCCACGUUACAAGGUGAGGCAAGGGAGGGGGUUUCGGACCCCAAGGUAGAAGGUGAGGCAAGGGAGGGGGUUUCGGACCCCAAGGUACAAGGUGAGGCAGGGGAGGGGGUCUCAGACCCCAAGUUACAAGGUGAGGCAAGGGAGGGGGUUUCAGACCCCAAGUCACAAGGUGAGGCAAGGGAGCAGGUUUCAGAUCCCGAGUUAUAAGGUGAGGCAAAGGAGGGGUUUUCAGAAACCCAAGCUACAAGGCGAGGCAAGUGAGGGGGUGUCAUACCCCAAGUUACAGCGUGAGGCAAGGGAGGGGGUCUCAGACCCCAAGUAACAAGGUGAGGAAAGGGAGGGGGGUUUCAGACCCCAAGUUACAAGGUGAGGCAAGGGAGGGGGUUUCAGACCCCAAGGUACAAGGCGAGGCAAGGGAGGGGGUUUCAGAUCCCAAGACCCCAAGUUACAAGGUGAGGCAAGGGAGGGGGUUUCAGACCCCAAGUUCCAAGGUGAGGCAAGGGAGGGGGUUUCAGACCCCAAGUUACAAGGUGAGAGACAUGUUAGGAUGUUUCGGACCCUAAAUUACAUUAUGAGGCAAGAGAGGGGAGUCUCAGACUCCAAGUGCAAGUUACACCACAACUACAAGUUUAGUGGGAAGGGUGGGCUUCGGAAUUCAUCUCACACCUCGACUGGUUGAGUGGGAAGGGUGGGCUUCAGACUUCAACUCACACCCCGACUGUAAGUUGAGUGGGAAGGGUGGGCUUUAGAAUUCAUCUCACACCCCGACUGUAAGUUGAGUGUUAAGGGUGGGCUUCAGACUUCAACUCACACACCGACUGUAAGUUGAGUGGGAAGCUGGGGUCUCAACCUCCCUCUCUCGCCUAUCAAUCGGCCUGAUUUUCAACCCGUGUCCCUUGUCCUGCCCUCACAAUAUAUUGGGGGUAUCAACCCCCCUUCGCUGCCACUCCCUCACCACCACCCUCUCCUCUUGCUGGUGCUGGUGGUGGUGAUGAUGGGAGUUGAUGGUCAUGGUAAGGAUGGGCCAUGUCCCGUGUACCGUAAUCCCCCGUAUAUAACACCCGUCGAAAUAGUCAUUCCGUGGGUGGUUUAUGCAGGGGAGAGCUUAUGAUAGUGUGCAUUUUUUAGAGCACCCGCUUUUCGAGGGCUGCAUUUUACAUAACACCCUGCUCGUUUUAUGUCGUUUUUUGUCGUUUUUCAAGGUUUUACAGUAUUCCGUCGUUUUUCAAGCUCCUCUCGAUUGAAAAAAAAAAGCAAGAUGAAAAAUGCAAUGUCAACUACCGUAUUCCCCCGUAUAUAACACCCUAGAAUAUUGCCAAAAUUUCAUUAAAAAAAAAGCAUGGGUGUUAAGAGUAGGCUGGAAAAAUAUAACGUCCAUGUCUUAUGUAAAAUGCAAAAUGAAUUUGGGUUGUAACGGGCUCUAUCAGAAGCAUGAAACACAAUGUAGCUUUUAGUGAGGUUUGAAUGACAGCCACUCACCUCCACUAGGACCAGCUUGUCACUUAUGUGUUGGCAUUCUGUAUUUGUGGCCAAUCGGAACUUAUAUGUUUUUGAAUCCUGAGAAUCUCAGACUUCGCAGUUUGCGGAUACUGAGUUUUCAGAGCGCAGCGCGUACGGACCCCGAGACACACAUACUAGUACUGCACCUCCCUGCCCUCACCCAAAAAUUUCGUCGAAGUCCCCAAGGGCCAGAGUCAAGUCCUUUCACACACACCCCGCCCCGCAACCUAAAAAAUCCGGCUAAGUCCUAGCAGCCUGAGAUAGUUCCCUCCAACACAUUUCUUCCCUACUCGCCUCGCAGCCCCAGAAAUUCGACCAAGUCCCCACAGACAGACACACCCCUCCCACACCUCUUGCAACCCUGAAAUUUCGGCUAAGUCCCCACAGCAAUAAAUAUCCCUCCCUCAGCUCCCGCAACCCGGAAAAAUCGUCGAAGUCCCUUGCAGCCAUAAAAAAAAUCCUUUCAC